AUGGUUCUGUUUGGCCCGCUGCUCAGUCUCUGGGUCUCCAAACACAACAUCUUUGCCAACAGUCAUCACUACUUGUACAGGAAGUUCUUAUGGUCUGCGUGGGGUUGGACUCUCAUCCUGACCACUUCCUUCAUCCUGCUGCUGUCCCUCUCGGCUCAUCGCCCUCUCUCCCGUUGCCUCCGUCACUUGUCCCGUCUCCUGGUGGUGGGGCUGCUGUGGUGGUCCCUCAAACAUCUCCUCGUGGUUUUGGAAGACGCUGCCGGCUCCUGCUACGAACCCAUGCCCCAAGAUUCCACAGAUAAGUCCUCAGAUCACCCCUCGUUUCUCCUGCACGAGAACCACGGCAAGGCGUCCUGCUUGCGGGCCAGAAUGCAGUGGAGAGGUUCCCAGCCCAGCAGUUAG
Messenger RNA from Knipowitschia caucasica, 402 nucleotides. Lineage: Eukaryota; Metazoa; Chordata; Actinopteri; Gobiiformes; Gobiidae. The record is from the annotation of a GenBank genome assembly.